AUGCGGAUGCCAUACCAGUGUAUGACAAGAUGUGGGGACAUUCUCGUUGCUGCUAGAGGAUCGAGCAUCGAUUUAUUCAAGCUGCAAGACGGAUCGCUUCUGUCGACAUGGAACUGCUCAAAUCAUGAUAACCAGAAUGGCAAAGUUUCUGAUGGCGGUGGUGCAGACCUUACCACCAUGUUGGUCACCACCCAGACUUCAGAGUCUUCCUCAGUCGAAAUUGCUCUCGAUGCCGCCUCUCCCCCAGCAAAGAAGCGCAAACUAUCCCAUUCCGAGCAAAGUCCAAAUCAGACCGAGCCCAAAAAUGGAAAGAAAAAACAGAAUAACAGAUCUGCUGCUGUUGCGAGCGGAUUGGAAGCUCCAGCUGUCACUGUACUGGCCUCGACGACAGAUCGCAAGCACGUGGUAGCAGUCACUGGCGAGGACAAAAGCAUUAGAGUAUUUGAGAUUGUUACCACAGAUGGAGUACAUAUUCUGAAGCAAUUAAGUCAACGUAACAUGCCGAAAAGGCCUUGUACAGUUGCUAUUACCAAGGACAACUCUACAAUAAUCAGCGCAGACAAGUUUGGAGACGUUUAUGCUCUUCCGCUGCUCCCUUCAAAAGAUCUUGCCAAACCAUCUCCGGUUUUUGAGCCAGCCUCAUCCAAGCCAUUUGUCCCAGCAGCCAAUGAACUCACAAUUCACUCACAAAGGAAUCGAAAGGCUCUUGAAAAUCAGAAAAGACACAGCAAUAAAGCAUCUGAGAAAUCUGAGCCUACUUUCGAGCAUAAGCUGUUACUUGGUCAUGUUUCAAUGCUUACUGAUGUUGCUUUGGUCACUUCCGAUGAGAAGGAUUAUAUCAUUACUGCUGAUAGAGACGAACACAUCCGAAUUUCUCGAGGAAUCCCGCAAAGUCAUAUCAUCGAAGGGUUCUGCCUUGGUCACACCGAUUUCAUUACUCGGUUAUGCAUCCCUAGGAACAGAUCCAACCUCCUCAUCUCGGCGGGUGGUGAUGACGAGCUAUUUGUUUGGAAAUGGCAGUCGAGUCAGUUAGUCUCGAGAGCUAAUCUCAAGAGGCACGCUGAAGCAUUGAAGACAAAGUCGACUGGUUCAGACACAGUUCAAGAGUCGACAGAACCUUUCAAGAUUGCUGUUUCUGGCUUAUACCACACGCAAAGAUAUGUUGAUGAUCAUUUUGUGGACUUCAUCAUCGUCACUUGCGAAGGUAUCGCGGCAUUGUUCUUGUUUGAUCUACAUGCCGAUGACAACAGUCUUCGAUAUAUUCAAACAUUCGAAUUGCCAGGUAACCCAUUAGCCGUCGUCGCCAAUAUGUCUCCAACCCAAUGUAGCUCGAACGAGGUGAUUGUGUCCGUUGACAUGGUUCAUCAGCCAGGGUCGACAGUAGAACGCAGGCUUGGUUCGGCAACUGAACAGUCUUUGCUAGCGAUCCAGCUUUGCGAUAGUGGUCUUGUCAGUGGUGGGGUGACGUUCAGGGAGCCUGUGGAGGAAGACAAGAGUCUCUCGAGCAGCGAUGAUACUACGGGUCGGCUGGGCAAUCUGCUCUAUAAUCUAGAAAAUCUCCGUAAGAGGGAUGGAGAGGGUCAGGAUGAGUAG
Molecule: messenger RNA, 1593 nt
Organism: Mollisia scopiformis
Lineage: Eukaryota; Fungi; Ascomycota; Leotiomycetes; Helotiales; Mollisiaceae
Exons: 3
Coding region: 1-1593 (530 amino acids)
Biological process (GO): RNA (guanine-N7)-methylation
Cellular component (GO): cytosol; nucleus; tRNA methyltransferase complex
Molecular function (GO): tRNA (guanine(46)-N7)-methyltransferase activity; protein binding
Source: RefSeq, a predicted model, not a curated record